Messenger RNA from Diabrotica virgifera virgifera (western corn rootworm), 622 nucleotides. RefSeq lists its product as uncharacterized. The coding region runs from base 1 to 381 and encodes 126 amino acids. The transcript is spliced from 5 exons. NCBI's taxonomy places the organism in Eukaryota, Metazoa, Arthropoda, Insecta, Coleoptera, Chrysomelidae. The record is from RefSeq and is a predicted model, not a curated record.
AUGAAAAGAGUUGAAAAGAUAAUGGCACUCGUACAUCAUAGUAGUUUAAGGGAUCAAGCCGUUACUGAAAACAACGAUGAUUCUCAGUCAUGUAAUAAUUCGAUGACCAACUAUGCAGCUAUUUCAACAGAAGAAAAUAAUACAGAGACACAACUUGGAACAACAGCAACUGAAGUACUUAUUGAUAUUGACAGAGCACCUUUAGCAUGUAGCACUGCUUCUGUCGACCACAUUGAAAGCUCAAAAGAAAACAUUGUCAAUCCACAAGUGGAGAAAUUAGAAGCAACAGGAAUAAUAAUUGUUGACAUGGGUACCCCUCCUGCUGAGGAAUCUUCUAGUAAUUGCCAAACUGACAUUUCAAAAGAUAUUACAAUCAUGUAGAUGGAAUCCCGCAUUCUUUUCCGAAUUUCCAGAAGGAAACUACCAAUAAUAAAAUAAAGUAGAUAAUGCAAGAAAGAACAAAGCCAUUAUUUAACAUAGCUCAACAACUUCGCAUAGAAAAAGAUGAGGAAAGGGCACAACAGAAGUAUGCCAGAUAAAAGGGAGACACAGAGAAGAGGUGGAUUUAUUCAAUUUAAAAAUUAAACUGCAAAUGACAAAUAAAUAAAUAAUAAAAAAAUCA